This is a messenger RNA of Carya illinoinensis, 905 nucleotides long. RefSeq lists its product as uncharacterized. The transcript has 4 exons. Bases 114 to 728 code for a protein of 204 amino acids. The record is from RefSeq and is a predicted model, not a curated record. Gene Ontology annotation, cellular component: endomembrane system. Gene Ontology annotation, biological process: vacuolar proton-transporting V-type ATPase complex assembly. NCBI's taxonomy places the organism in Eukaryota, Viridiplantae, Streptophyta, Magnoliopsida, Fagales, Juglandaceae.
CAAACCGGGCAUAAUUGGAGACAUAAGACGUCAUAAUUACUUUCCGACGCUUCGUAUACCCAAUACGGUCUCAGACACCCACUUCCUCUCAAACUGCAACGACGGCCCGAAUUAUGAAGACCGAGCCGCAAAACCCACAGGGGCUCGUGAUAUCCGCUACCGAAACCAUACGAUCAUUCCUCUCCGGGGCCUCCAAAGAUCCGCACCUUUCUCCGGAGCUCCAACAGAUUGCCUUUGAUCUAACUUCUCAAUGCAAUGUUCCGUACAAGUCGCUUCGAGCUCUCUGGUUCGCGUCCCAGCCCUACACCCGACCCGCUCUGAUCCAACUCUUGUCCGGGUCCGAGUUCGUCUUCACCAGCCCCAAACCUAGAGAGAAGAGUGAAGAAUUGAAAGCGAGGCUGAGUAGGCUUGCGGAAUUAGCAGAGAGGAACGCGUAUCAAGAGCUCGUUAAGGAUAUUACGCCGAAGAAGGAUCCUGAGCCUUUCUCUUCUUACAAGGAUCAAUUGGGCUUCGGUUUACAUGUUGUGCUUACAAUGUUUACCGGCUAUUUGGUUGGAUAUGCUGCAUUCAGAGCGCUAUUUAACCAGAGUCCUGUCAUGAAUGCUGCUGGAGGCAUCCUUGGUUUGGUUGGUGGCAUGCUUGUAGAAACACUUCUUUUCAUAAUCAGAGCUUCCAAUGAAGAUCGAAGACCUACAUCUUCUGCUUCGGAACUAAAGAAGAAUCAAUAGACUUGAUCUUAAUGUUAAGAGAUUGGCCUUUUUGUCUAUUCCUUAGUCUGUUCAGUCUUGAGAUCUUAUGUCAAUAUUGUUGAACCAGUUCGCCUACACAUUGUCUGGGUAUGUAGCCUUUAAUGGCAAGAUUUUGUCAAGGUUUAUAAAUAGCAUUUCCCAAAAGCAUUGUACUCA